Postia placenta MAD-698-R-SB12 is the source of this 373-nucleotide messenger RNA. RefSeq lists its product as hypothetical. Lineage: Eukaryota; Fungi; Basidiomycota; Agaricomycetes; Polyporales; Adustoporiaceae. Bases 67 to 240 code for a protein of 57 amino acids. The transcript has 3 exons. The record is from RefSeq and is a predicted model, not a curated record.
CAGUAUACAAGACUCGCCUAUAUCAAGUUACCCCACACCUACUUUCGACACCCAUCGCCGACCACCAUGAUCUUCACUCCGCGGCUUCCAGCACAGACCACCUUCUACCCCUCGCCAGACGCAAUCUUCAUUACACAAUCCAGCAUGUCUGACACUGUGAAGUGCGCUUCCAGUGAGGCCAACGGCGGCACUUGCUCAUGGCCAACAUGUGGCUGUGCUGAGCCCCCAAGAAGCAAAUGACUGGCUGUCAUUCAGCCAGCGCAUGUCUCUUACCCGAUUCAUCAGCCACAUAUAUACAGCUGUACAUUAUAAUGUAGCCUCAUCUUGUUUGUAUAUCAGUCGUCGUCGUGCGCCGACAGGACAUCUAUCUAUC